ACAAUUAAACAAAGUGAUUUUACAACAUCUUUAGAAAUGUCGAGGUGCUUCAUUCUAUGGGAUAAUUUUGUAUACAUUUUUAUGUUUUAUAACAGUACAACAUGUGUUUAGGUGUUUUUAGAGUCCUGUAAAUCUACCAAAAAGAACAAAACAAAGCAGAUAACAAGAUGCACCGACAUUGAAAUUGUUUAAAAUAGUGAAUUAAUAUUGUGACUGUUGGAUUAUCUUGAUGUGCUCCGCGGUUGAGGCGAAAGUCUGUACCUUAAGAAAUUUUGUGUCAAUAAGUGACUUUUACUUUCGUAUGGGAUGUCUCUAGACAAAUACAAACAUGUUAUAAUUAUUUCCUUCUUUAUGAAAUGUUAUGUAUUUUCUUGUUUAUUGUUGUGUGCCAUCCUGCUGAAAUACAGUUAUGUGUACAUUCUCGGCAUUUUCGACAGAACAAAAGCAAGCGAAAUAACACAAGAACUGUCCUUUAUACAGAAAAAAAGUGUAUGGAAGGAACAUAUAGUGACAAAUAACAUAUUGUACAGAGGUGGUCAAUACUUGACAGAAGAAAACAUGGAGAAUAUAAAGGUUCAUAGUGUCAACCAGUGCAAGAGUCGUAGAUAUCUUGUUUACAAAUGCGAUUCUUCAAGUUUAUGUGGGGGUUGGGGAGACCGCCAAAAUGGUAUUGUAUCAUCCUUUCUAUUGGCACUACUGACAAAUAGGACUUUCAUUAUCGAUAUGACAAAUCCUUGCAAACUGGAAAACUUUCUCCUGUCUAAUGUUUACAACUGGUCAAUAUGUAGGGACUACAUGAGAACACUGCCAAAGAAAAAUUUUACUAGCUUCAAUUAUGUUGUAGGUAGUAGAAAAUUUUUGAAUCAAAUUAAAGACUUUAAUUUUGAUAGGAACUGGACAGCUCAGGUUAUAGGUUUAAGAUUUAAUGCAUAUAUGCGUGUUAUUGAUCAGAUCAGACAACACAAGCAAGCUAAAGCAAGAUUGAACUGGUUGUUGAAUUCUACAAAUGAGGAGGUUAUUCAUAGAGUACUGCACACUUUAUUUCAACCAAAUCAAAGACUUCUGGAUGAUGCUGUAAAGCUCAAUACGAACAGGAUACAUGACAAGCAUUUAGUGUGUAGUCACAUUCGUAAAGGAAAGAAUCCCAGCAUUCCAGGAGAUAACAAGCUUCCUAGAGGAACUCCAAAUGAAACUUUGAUAUUUGACUUUUUGAAACAAUACAAUGAUGACAGAAAAUAUGCUAUCUAUAUUGCAACUGAUUCGGACGAAGUUAGAAGACUUGCUGAAGAAUCUAUUAAAUCAUACAUUAACAUUAACAGAACAAUUGUUCAUGUUGACCGACUGGGAAAACUGAAAAAGUAUAAGGAAGAAUCUUGUGAAGGAUUUUAUACAGUAAUUUUUGAGCAGUUUAUGCUAUCGCUCUGUGACACACUUGUAUUAACUCGAAGUAAUUUUGGUGGAAUUGCAGCAUAUAUAAGAGGCAUUUCAGACAACCUUUUCUUGUAUAAUCAAAAAACUGAUAUAAUACUUCCAUCUAACUUAACUUAUAUGCAACGCAUAUUCAAAUUUAUCUAAAACUGAAUUAAAGCGGUGUUUGUGUUUUUUUA
Mercenaria mercenaria is the source of this 1607-nucleotide messenger RNA. RefSeq lists its product as uncharacterized. The record is from RefSeq and is a predicted model, not a curated record. NCBI's taxonomy places the organism in Eukaryota, Metazoa, Mollusca, Bivalvia, Venerida, Veneridae. The transcript is spliced from 2 exons. Bases 307 to 1575 code for a protein of 422 amino acids.